AUGGUGGCCUACCCUGAAUCCCUCACGGACCCGUCCUACGCAGGCCAGAUUCUGGUCUUCACCUACCCCCUCGUCGGAAACUACGGGAUCCCUGGUGACGAGCCGGAUGACCUGGGCCUGUCCCGGUGGUUCGAAAGUGACCGCAUCCAUGUGAAGGCCGUGGUCAUCUCGGACUACUCCUAUGAGCCUUCCCACUAUUCCUGUGUUCGCACGCUCGGGGACUGGCUGAACAGCCAGGGGAUCCCUGGCAUCUAUGGUGUGGACACGCGCAUGAUCACCAAGAUCAUCCGCCAGGAGGGCGCCAUGUUGGGCAGGGUGCUGGUGCAAGGCAGCCAGGACAGCCACCCCAGCGCCAUCCCCUUCGAGGACCCCAACGUACGAAACCUGGUGGCCGAGGUGUCGCGGCCUCGGAAGCAAACCUUCGCCCUCAGCGAUCCUGGUGAUCGCAAGGAUGUGCACAUCGUGGCCGUGGACUGCGGUAUGAAGAACAACAUCAUCCGCUGUUUGGUGGGGCUUGGUGUUCGGCUCACAGUGGUGCCUUGGGAUCACGACUUUACCCAGGAGAGCUUUGAUGGCCUCUUCCUCAGCAAUGGGCCCGGUGAUCCCAGCAAGUGCACGCAGACCAUCCAGCACGUGAGGCAGGUGAUGCAGGAGCGGCCCAACACGCCCAUCUUCGGCAUCUGCCUGGGAAACCAGAUCUUGGCCUUGGCGGCAGGGGCACGCACCUUCAAGAUGAAGUUCGGCAACCGUGGCAUGAACCAGCCGGUUGUGGACCUCCGCACGCAGCGCUGCUACAUCACCGCGCAGAACCACGGCUUCGCGGUGGACGCCCAGUCCCUGCCAGCAGGCUGGGUGCCCUUGAUGGUGAAUGCCAACGAUGGCACCAACGAAGGCAUCGUCCACAGCUCGCGGCCCUGGUUCUCCGUCCAGUUCCACCCCGAGGCCUGUGGCGGGCCCAUGGACACGGACUUCCUCUUCAAGCAGUUCCUGCAGUUCAUCGAAGAGCCGGGGGCCACGGCCGUGACGACCAUUCCCUACUCCAUUCCGCUGAGCUACCGCAAGGUGCUGGUGCUGGGCUCCGGCGGCCUGACGAUUGGCCAGGCAGGGGAGUUUGACUACUCGGGCAGCCAGGCCCUGAAGGCUCUCAAGGAGGCUGGUAUCAUGUCCGUGCUGAUGAACCCCAACAUCGCCACCGUGCAGACGUCGGCGGGCAUGGCGGACCGUGUUUACUUCCUCCCCGUGACCCCCGAGUUCGUGACCAAGGUCAUCGACCGGGAGCGGCCGGACGGCAUCUUCGUGUCCUUUGGCGGCCAGACGGCCCUGAACUGCGCCGUGCGGCUCCACGAGCAGAAGGUCUUCGAGCGCUUCAACGUGCAGGUGCUGGGCACCCCCAUCGAGGCCAUCAUCAAGACCGAGGACCGGGACCUCUUCAGCCAGGUCGUGGACGCCUGCGGGGAGCGGAUUGCCGAGAGCUGCUGCUGCGACUCGGUGCUGCAGGCCAUCCGCGCCGCGGAGCAGAUUGGCUACCCGGUGCUUGUGCGGGCGGCCUUUGCCCUUGGGGGCCUGGGCAGCGGCUUCGCCGACAACGAGAACGAGCUGCGCAAGCUGGUGACCGUGGCGCUGGUGAACAGCCCGCAGGUCAUCAUCGACAAGUCCCUGAAGGGCUGGAAGGAGCUGGAGUACGAGGUGGUGCGGGACAAAAACGACAACUGCAUCACCGUGUGCAACAUGGAAAACUUGGACCCCAUGGGCAUCCACACCGGCGAGUCCAUCGUCAUCGCGCCCUCGCAGACGCUGAACAACGAGGAGUACUACCGGCUCCGGCAGUGCGCCCUGAAGAUCAUCCGGCACCUGGGCAUCGUGGGCGAGUGCAACAUCCAGUACGCCGUGGACCCCAAGAGCUCCCAGUUCAGGAUCAUCGAGGUCAACGCCCGGCUCUCGCGCAGCAGCGCUUUGGCUUCCAAGGCCACGGGCUAUCCCUUGGCCUACGUGGCUGCCAAGCUGGCGCUGGGACACGACCUGGCACAGCUUCGGAACAGCGUGACGCGCUGCACCACCGCCUGCUUCGAGCCGUCCCUGGACUAUGUGGUGGCCAAGGUGCCCCGCUGGGACCUCCAGAAGUUCUCCACUGUGGAUGCCCGCAUCGGCUCGGCCAUGCAGAGCGUCGGGGAGGUCAUGGCCAUCGGCCGGACCUUUGAGGAGACCAUCCAGAAGGCCCUGCGCAUGGUCGACGAGGCGAGCCCGGGCUUCGAUCCGGCGCGCUUUGAGAUCGAGCUGGACCGGCGGGGUGUCAGCACCUCGGGGCCCGAGCUGGAGAGGGAAGUGCAGAAGGAGCUCAGCAACCCUACCCCUGUGCGGCUUUGGGCCGUGGCAAAGGCCUUCGAGCUGGGCAUGGACGUAUCCGACGUCCACCGCCUCACCAGCAUCGACCGCUGGUUCCUCGCCAAGCUCCACGGCCUCCACCAGCUCAAGGUGGCAAUGCGGCGCAUGGACUACUACGACCUCAAGGACCAGCCGGCUCUGCUGCGGGAGGCCAAGUGCCGCGGCUUCUCGGACCGACAGAUUGCAGCAUUGAUUUGUGCUCCGGCGUUGGUGCACAUGGAGAUGUCCCCCAAGCUGCUGCCAGCAGAUUUCGGGGCCAGUCGCUACACCGGCGGCGCAGUCACGGAGGCACACGUCCGGUACUUGCGGAGGAGCGCAGGCAUCGUGCCCAAGGUCAAGCAGAUCGACACGCUGGCGGCAGAGUUCCCGGCGGAGACGAACUACCUGUAUCUGACCUACAGUGGGGAGGAGCACGACGUGGAGCUGCCCGGGAGCAAGAUGUUCGCAGACCUGGACGACCUGUCACCCCACCUGCCACUGCAACCGCUGCAGCCAUCCAUCCCGGAGCCCGCGACGCUGCAUGCCACACCCGGCCAGGCGCACACGACGAAGGCGGAGGAGUCCAGGGUGGUGGUGCUUGGCUGUGGGCCCUACAGGAUCGGCAGCAGCGUGGAGUUCGACUGGUGCAGCGUCUCCUGCGUGCGCACGCUGCGGAAGUUGGGGCACCGGGCCGUGGUCGUGAACUGCAACCCGGAGACGGUCUCGACGGACUUCGACGAGUCCGAUCGGCUCUAUUUCGAGGAGCUCAGCCACGAGCGCGUCAUGGACAUCGCAGAUCUGGAGACGCCCCGGGGCGUGGUGCCCGGGCCAUGUUCAGCACAUGUUCCACAGGCUUGUGACGGCUUGUCGCCGCACGCCGAUAAGGUGGUGUCCGUGGGCGGGCAGACGCCCAACAACUUGGCCCUGGGGCUGCACCGCUGCGGCGUGCGCAUCCUGGGCACCUCCGUGGAGGCCAUCGACGCGUGCGAGGACCGCAAGAAGUUCAGCCAGCUCUGUGACCAGCUGCACAUUGACCAGCCGCAGUGGUCCCAGUUCGCAACCUUGGACGAGGCCCGCAGCUUCUGCCGUGCUGCCGGCUUUCCAGUUCUGGUCCGGCCCUCCUACGUGCUGAGCGGCGCGGCCAUGCGCGUGGUCACCAACGACUCCGAGCUGGAGGUCUUCCUCAAGACAGCGGCCGUGGUCAGCCGCGACCACCCUGUGGUGAUCUCCAAGUACAUCUCCGGCGCCAAGGAGGUGGAGCUAGAUGCGGUAGGUAAGGCCGGCGAGCUCGUCAACUACGCCAUUGCGGAACACAUUGAGAACGCGGGUGUGCACAGCGGAGAUGCAUCCUUGCUUCUUCCGGCACAGCGGCUGUUUGUGGAGACACACCGCAAAGUGAAGAGCACCACGGUGGGGUAUGCCCUGAAGAUUUCGGGGCCCUUCAACAUCCAGUUCAUCUGCAAGGACAACGAGGUCAAGGUCAUUGAGUGCAAUUUGCGGGCCUCCCGGUCCAUGCCUUUCAUCUCAAAGACCUACAACGUGAACUUCAUCGAGCUCGCGACCCGCAUCAUGGUGGGCAUGCCCGUGCGCCCGGCGAUCAUCCAGCCCAUGGACAUCGACUUCGUGGCCUGCAAAGCGCCCAUGUUCUCUUUUGGCCGGCUCAAGAACUCAGACCCGCGGCUGGGUGUGGAGAUGUCCUCUACCGGUGAGGUGGCCUGUUUCGGCGUGAAUGCCCACGAGGCGUUCCUGAAGAGCAUGGUGGCCGCCAACUUCAAGCUGCCAUCACAGGCGAUUCUGAUCUCCCUGGGCCCCAAUUGGGCCAAAAGCGAGUUCGUGAGCUCUGGGGCAGCGCAGCAGCUUCUGGAGAUGGGCUACACCCUCUAUACCACCAAGGGAACGCAUGAGCACUUGGCAGGUGCGGGCGUCAAGAGCAACAUGGUCUUCAAGCCGCUGGUGAAGCGGGAGCCGAACGCAUCCACACUCCUGCAGGGCCGCAAGAUCGACCUGGUGAUCAAUGUCCCGGACUCCAUGGACUCGGACGCACUCACGGACGGCUUCCGGAUCCGCCGGGGCGCCGUGGACGCUGGCACCUCGCUGAUCACCGACAUCAAGACCGCCAUCUUCAUGUGCCACGCCUUGCACCGGAAGUGGACAAGGGAGACGAGCGGCAAGCCCUUUUGGGACAUCUGCUCCUGGCAGGAGUACGUGGAGAUCGUGGAGAGGCUGAGCUGA
Symbiodinium natans is the source of this 4593-nucleotide messenger RNA. Lineage: Eukaryota; Dinophyceae; Suessiales; Symbiodiniaceae. The record is from the annotation of a GenBank genome assembly.